Messenger RNA from Ficedula albicollis (Collared flycatcher), 975 nucleotides. RefSeq lists its product as uncharacterized. Bases 12 to 908 code for a protein of 298 amino acids. The record is from RefSeq and is a predicted model, not a curated record. The transcript is spliced from 7 exons. Lineage: Eukaryota; Metazoa; Chordata; Aves; Passeriformes; Muscicapidae.
GCCAAGCAAACAUGCUGCUGCUGGUAGUGCUGGUGGCCACAGCCUCUUGGUCUUAUGGAUUUGCACAGGAAAUUCCCGUGCAGAGUCCUAUAUCCAUCACCAAGUUCCAAAAAAGUGCACGGAUGACAUGUGAAAUUCAAAUAUUAGAGGCAAAUUUUGAUGGCACCAUCAUACACUGGUAUAAGCAGAAGGAGGGUGAAGCUCCGGAGAGGCUUCUGUUUUUUUCAGGACACAAAGUUACUGUUGAAAGAGGCUUUCAAGCAGACAGAUACAUAGUUGAAGGAAGUUCUGUCCAGAAGCGGUGUGUUCUUACGAUAAAAGAUGUAAUUCCAGAUGAUGCUGCUACUUACUACUGUGCCUACUGGGACCCUCACUUGGGUUAUUACCACAAGGUCUUUGGCUCAGGUACAAAGCUCGUAGUCUCAGACAAAGCAAGUUCUCCACCAGCAAACUCUGAAAUCCUGCAGAAAAAGCUUGAAAAUCAGACAACAUAUGUUUGCCUUAUUGAGAAAUUCUACCCAGAAGUUAUUAGGGUGACAUGGACUGAUGAUGAAAAGGAGGUAACAGACAAUGUAGUAAAAGGUGAUGCUUGGCAGUCUGCAAAAGGUGAUGAUGACUACUCAAUUGCCAGUUGGUUAACUGUGCCAGCAGAGAAUAAAGACAAGAAAUACUACUGCAAAUAUGAGCAUGAAGAGCAACAGGCUUCACUGUCAACACAAGAUUUUAUGAAGACUUCUUCUCAGGAAGAGGACUGCGGAAAAGUUUUUAAUAGAGAUCAGUUAAUGCACAGGACAGCAUAUUUAGUAUACAUCAUCCUUCUUAUGAAGAGCUCCAUGUACUAUCUUAUCCUACUCUUCUUCAUCUACAAAAUGUGGGCUUCAAACAAGCACCCAGGAAAGAAAGCAUGAAUGCUGUUGUAAGAAAGGGUUGCAAAUUGAUCCUGGAUUUACUUUGCUGUAUGCUUAUCCUUGUAGA